Messenger RNA from Urocitellus parryii (Arctic ground squirrel), 1995 nucleotides. It is a transcript of the gene Padi3, whose product is annotated as peptidyl arginine deiminase 3. The record is from RefSeq and is a predicted model, not a curated record. Lineage: Eukaryota; Metazoa; Chordata; Mammalia; Rodentia; Sciuridae. Gene Ontology annotation, molecular function: protein-arginine deiminase activity; calcium ion binding. Gene Ontology annotation, cellular component: nucleus; cytoplasm.
AUGUCACUGCAGAGGAUUGUGCGCGUGUCCCUGGAGCAUCCCACCAGUGCCGUGUGCGUGGCCGGUGUGGAGACCGUCAUAGACAUUUAUGGGUCGGUCCCCGAGGGCACAGAGAUGUUCGAGGUGUACGGGACCCCCGGGGUGGACGUCUACAUCUGUCCCACCCUCGAGAGGAGCCGGGAGCGCGCGGACACCAGGCGGUGGCAUUUCGACGAGGGCCUGGAGAUCGUCGUGGUCAUGAACUCCCCCAGCAACGACCUCAAUGACAGUCACGUUCAGAUCGCCUAUCAUUCCAGCCAGGAGUCUCUGCCCCUGGCCUACGCAGUGCUCUACCUCACCUGCGUCGACAUCGCGCUGGAUUGUGACCUGAACCGUGAGGGAGGGCAGGACGGGAACUUCGUGGACAAGCGGCAGUGGGUCUGGGGGCCAGGAGGGCAUGGAGCCAUCUUGCUGGUGAACUGUGACAGGGACGACCUCAGCAGCGAUGUCCAGGACAACUAUGACCAGCAUGUGGGCUGCCUACAAGACCUGGAAGACAUGUCCCUCAUGGUCCUGCGCACCCAGGGCCCCGCAGCGCUCUUUGAGGACCACAGGCUGGUCCUGCACACCUCCAGCUCCGACGCCAGGCGGGCCCGGGUCUUCCACGUCUGCGGCCCCGAGGACUCGUGCGGGGCCUACAGGUGCGUGCUGGGCCAGGACAAGGUGUCCUACGAGGUGCCCCGGCUCCACGGGGACGAAGAGCGCUUCUUCGUGGAGGGCCUCAGCUUCCCUGACGCCGGCUUCCCGGGGCUGCUGUCCUUCCACGUCACCCUGCUGGACGGCUCCAAUGAGGACUUCUCGGAGGCCCCCAUCUUCACGGACACGGUGGUGUUCCGCGUGGCGCCCUGGAUCAUGACGCCCAGCACCCUGCCGCCCCUGGAGGUGUACGUGUGCCGCGUGAGGAACAACACRGGUUUCGUGGAAGCGGUGGCCGAGCUGGCCAGGAAGGCCGGCUGCAAGCUGACCGUGUGCCCGCAGACCGAGAACCGCAAUGACCGCUGGAUCCAGGAUGAGAUGGAGCUGGGCUACGUCCAGGCGCCACACAAGACCUUCCCCGUGGUCUUCGACUCCCCCCGGAACGGGGAGCUACAGGAAUUUCCUUACAAGAGAAUCCUGGGUCAGGAUUUUGGCUACGUGACUCGGGAACCACGGGACAGKUCUGUGAGCGGCCUGGACUCCUUCGGGAACCUGGAGGUCAGCCCCCCGGUGGUGGCCAACGGGAAGGAGUACCCCCUGGGGAGGAUCCUCAUCGGGGGCAACCUGCCGGGGUCGAGGGGCCGCCGGGUCACCCAGGUGGUGCGGGACUUUCUCCACGCCCAGCGGGUGCAGCCGCCCGUGGAGCUGUUUGUGGACUGGCUGGCCGUGGGCCACGUGGACGAGUUCCUGAGCUUUGUCCCUGCCCCGGAUGGGAAGGGCUUCCGCAUGCUGCUGGCCAGCCCUGCCGCCUGCUUCAGGCUCUUCCAGGAGAAGAAGAAGCGGGGCCAYGGCAGGUCCCUCCUGUUCGAGGGUGUCAUCGGCAAUGGGCGGGUCAGGACCRUCUCCAUCAACCAGGUCCUUUCCAACGAAAACCUCAUCAGCUUUAAUAAGUUUGUGCAGAGCUGCAUCGACUGGAACCGUGAGGUGCUGAAGCGGGAGCUGGGGCUGGCCGACCGCGACAUCAUCGACAUUCCGCAGCUCUUCAAGUCUGAGAGGAGAAAGGCCACCGCCUUCUUCCCGGAUUUGGUGAACAUGCUGGUGCUGGGGAAGCACCUGGGCAUCCCCAAGCCCUUCGGGCCCCUCAUCAACGGCCGCUGCUGCCUGGAGGAGCAGGUGCGCGCCCUGCUGGAGCCGCUGGGGCUGCACUGCACCUUCAUCGACGACUUCACGCCCUACCACAUGCUGCACGGCGAGGUCCACUGCGGCACCAACGUGCGCCGGCAGCCCUUCUCCUUCAAGUGGUGGCACAUGGUGCCCUGA